This is a messenger RNA of Aspergillus melleus, 1827 nucleotides long. It is a transcript of the gene ilv3B, whose product is annotated as putative mitochondrial dihydroxy acid dehydratase. The record is from RefSeq and is a predicted model, not a curated record. Bases 1 to 1827 code for a protein of 608 amino acids. Gene Ontology annotation, cellular component: mitochondrion. Gene Ontology annotation, molecular function: dihydroxy-acid dehydratase activity. Lineage: Eukaryota; Fungi; Ascomycota; Eurotiomycetes; Eurotiales; Aspergillaceae. Gene Ontology annotation, biological process: branched-chain amino acid biosynthetic process. The transcript has 3 exons.
AUGAACCCUUCUAAACCCGCGGUGACGUCUACGCUGGGAGAAGCCGGAUAUAUCCAGUUUCCCAGUCUUCCCGAUGAUGCGAAGCAUGAGGAUGGCACGCUGGCCUUGAACCGAUACUCGAGUACUAUCACUCGCGGCCAUGACUUCCCCGGUGCUAAGGCAAUGCUGUAUGCCGCCGGUGUGCCCGACCAACAUGCCAUGGCCAAAAGCCCCCAGGUUGGAAUUGCAUCCGUAUGGUGGGAAGGAAACCCGUGUAAUAUGCAUCUUCUGGAUAUGGGAAAGACUGUGAAGAAGGCGGUUACGGACAAUGGGAUGAUUGGGUGGCAGUACAAUACCAUCGGUGUUUCAGAUGCCAUCACCAUGGGCAGUGAAGGCAUGAGAUUCUCUCUUCAAACACGUGAAAUCAUCGCCGAUAGUGUCGAGACAGUCACCUGCGCCCAAUACCAUGAUGCCUGUAUCGCAAUCCCUGGCUGCGACAAGAACAUGCCGGGAGUGGUAAUGGGUAUGGCCAGACACAAUCGGCCAUCAAUCAUGAUCUACGGUGGCACAAUCCAGAUCGGAUACUCCGAUCUUCUCCGGAAGCCAAUCAAUGUGUCUUCGUGUUUUGAAGCGGCCGGCGCCUACACAUAUGACACUCUCCGCCAGCCGGAUGAUGGUGGUGACACUAGCAAGACCAAGGAUGAAAUCAUGGAUGAUCUAGAGAGACAUGCCUGCCCUAGCGCAGGCGCUUGUGGUGGCAUGUUUACGGCGAACACCAUGGCUACGGCGAUCGAGUCGAUGGGUCUAUCCCUGCCUGGGUCCUCUUCUACACCAGCAACUUCUCCUUCUAAGAUGCGAGAAUGCGCGAAGGCGGCCGACGCUAUCAAAAUCUGUAUGGAGAGGAACAUUAAACCCCGGGACUUGCUGACCAAGCGAUCCUUCGAGAACGCGCUGGUUAUAACAAUGGCUUUGGGCGGAAGCACCAACGGUGUGCUUCACUUCCUCGCCAUGGCCCGAACCGCAGGCGUUGACCUAACAUUGGAUGACAUCCAGAGGGUUAGCAACAAGAUUCCCUUCAUUGCGAACCUUGCCCCGAGCGGGAAAUAUUACAUGGCGGACCUGUACGACAUCGGCGGUGUUCCGUCGGUCCAAAAGCUACUCAUUGCCGCGGGUUUGCUGGAUGGUGACAUCCCUACCGUGACCGGCAAAACCCUGGCUGAAAAUGUGGCAUCUUUCCCCUCGUUGCCUGACGAUCAAGUCAUUAUCCGUCCCUUGGAUAACCCCAUCAAGACGACUGGUCACCUGCAAAUCUUGCGCGGUAACCUAGCCCCCGGCGGUGCGGUGGCCAAGAUCACUGGGAAGGAGGGAACCAAAUUCGUCGGAAAAGCACGCGUGUUCGACAAGGAGCACCAGCUGAACGACGCCCUGAAUCAGGGGAAGAUCCCCCGCGGCGAGAAUCUGGUCAUCGUCGUUCGUUACGAGGGUCCCAAGGGUGGACCUGGUAUGCCGGAACAGCUCAAGGCCAGCGCUGCAUUGAUGGGUGCCAAACUCAACAAUGUGGCCCUGAUCACGGACGGGAGAUAUUCGGGAGCAAGCCACGGGUUCAUUGUCGGCCACAUUGUCCCGGAAGCCGCUGCUGGUGGACCAAUUGCUGUGGUCCGGGACGGCGACGUGAUUACAAUCAAUGCGGAGACCAACGAGAUCAGCAUGGAUGUUUCACAAGAGGAGAUCCAGCAACGACAGCGAGACUGGAAGCCUCCGGUGCCGCAUGUUACACGCGGAGUAUUGGCCAAGUACGCAAGAUUGGUUGGCGAUGCAUCGAGUGGUGCAAUGACGGACCUUUUCUGA